Molecule: messenger RNA, 2199 nt
Organism: Patella vulgata (common limpet)
Lineage: Eukaryota; Metazoa; Mollusca; Gastropoda; Patellidae
Product: tyramine beta-hydroxylase
Exons: 9
Coding region: 61-1794 (577 amino acids)
Molecular function (GO): dopamine beta-monooxygenase activity; copper ion binding
Source: RefSeq, a predicted model, not a curated record
CGUGACUGUGCAGGGUAGAUAGUGAUAUCGCAUAAGCGACACGGACAGGUUUUAGACGAAAUGGUUACAUACAAUCUAAAAUGUUUGUUGGCCAUACUUUGUGUGACCUGUAUACGGGGCUAUGGGAAUUACAGAGACAAAAUACCAAAUGGUAAUAGAGUCCCACAUCCUUGUAAAUCUAACUCAAUCUGGGAUGGAGUUGGUCACCAAAAAUCAGCUGGAAGUGGAUAUAGAAAUCCGUUUGGUGACGAUUUCGCAUCUGCUGAACGAACAUGGACAAAAGAAUUGUGUGCGAAAGAUUCUGAUGGUGAUGGUAAAACAAAUGGUUACGAAUUAGGUGAUCCAAAUUGUUCUUGGGUGGCGGGCCAGCCAUCUCCAGAAAGUGCAACUUUAUCGCACCCAGGAGUUUGUGAGCCAUGGAAUGAUCCAAAAUGCCAACACCAACUGUCCUGGGUGUCCGAGGCCUGCAAAAGUGAUGAAUUUAUCUGUAAUGCACUAAAUGAAAUAGAUGUAAAGAACAUGACGAUGAAAUUCCCAUCUACACCAGUACCCGUUCAAGAAACAACCUAUAUAUGUAUGGAGUUUGAAUUGGAUAAUACUGGAGAUUAUCAUAUGGUAGCUACUCAACCUAUUGUUGACAAUGUCAAUGUUAUGCACCAUGCUGUUAUAUUUGGAUGUUCAAGUGACACUCAUGACAUUAGAUCAACACCUCACGAAUGUGGAAUGGUAGCCAGUAGAGAGUGUGGACAAAUCUUGAGUAUCUGGACCCUUGGAAGUUCAGGCGAAUGUUUACAUGACAAAGUUGGUAUUAGAAUUGGAACUAAUGGAAUUAAGAGAGUGGCCUUACAGUUUCACUGGAACAAUCCUACUCUGAAAACAGAUUACACCGAUUCAUCUGGAAUAAUUGUACAUUAUACAAGUAAUAGGCGUGAAAAUGAUGCUGGUGUAUGGACUAUUGGUCCAGAGCGUUUUGUUGUGCCACCACGGACCCUGAAUACAGAAUUAACUGGUUACUGUCCUAGUAGUUGUACCAGCUCCAUGCUUAGUGAUAAAAUUUAUAUCGUGUCUGCAUUCAACCACAUGCAUUAUAUAGGUGCCAAACAGAAGAUAGAACUUUUUCGCGACGGAAAAAGAAUAAUAGACAUUACUAACGAUGAAAAGUAUAAUUACGACAGUCCUCUUGUCCAUGAAUUUUCAACGCCCAUUGAAGUUCGGCCAGGUGAUGUUCUUACUACUACGUGCGGUUUUAACUCUAUGAACAGAGAUGCAGUCACUAAUUGGGGAGACGCAACAAGUGAUGAAAUGUGUUAUGGAUUUAUGACCUACUACCCGAAAGAAAACGUCAGACAAUUAUUCUGUACGGGCUUUAGAAGCAUCCCUUAUUGCGCAAUUGAGGAUGGCAACGUUUUCGAGGGAUGUGAGGUAUCCAAGUAUACCAGACAAACUCCAGAAACAAAUAAUUUUUAUGUUGACCUGAAUAAUACGUGCUUUAACUCGUGUACUACAGAAUGUCUCCGUUUAUUGGAUAAUAAUCCAUGCUUGAAAGGUGACCCCAGAGCUUACAUGGACGUGGUCUAUGGUUCAUCCGAUAUAGGCAGGGAGAUGAAACGAAUGUUUUCUCAGUGUGAUGGUAAGCUUACCCUUAAACCAACUACACCCUCUACAGUUGGUGGUAAUGGUAAUGCCAGGCCUACACCCUCUACAGUUGGUGGUAAUGGUAAUGCCAAGCAGAUUAUUUCGUCAAUAAAGAUGAUAUUGUCAUUUGCCUUGGUAGCAUCGCUGCUUAGAUUUUAAGUUGGAUGUUUUUAAAACUUAAAUCACUUUAGAAAUAAAAUAAAAUAUAUAUUUUAAAAGAUAUUUUACUCCAUUAUUUCAAAUCAUGACCUUGCUUUUUGUAAUAAUUUUGAUAUUUUUUUUAUUGAAUAUACAUUCCAUUUUUUAUGACCGGUUGAUAAAUUUAUAACUUAGAGACAUAAAAUUAUUACUUUUUGCUGUUGAAUUUAUAUUUAUAUUUCUUAUAUUGAAUAUACAUUCCAUUUUUUAUGACAUAUUGAUUAAUUUUUAAGACAUAUACUUUUUUGUUAUUGAAUUAAUAUUGAUAUUUACUGUAUUUACUAUUUGUAAGCAGAUCUAACGAUGUUAUUGUAGUCAAAUCUUUGUAAUUUCAAACUAAUUGAAAUAAAGUGGUAUUUUUCUGUA